Molecule: messenger RNA, 303 nt
Organism: Schistocerca serialis cubense
Lineage: Eukaryota; Metazoa; Arthropoda; Insecta; Orthoptera; Acrididae
Exons: 2
Coding region: 1-303 (100 amino acids)
Source: RefSeq, a predicted model, not a curated record
AUGGCUGCCAUUGUACAGAAGGAUGAAAGAGAAGUGCCUAGGAAAUUUCGCAUGGCAAAAGGAAAUCCAAUAAAUUUUUCAAAAUGUGUCUUCCACUCCACUUGCACAUUGGUUUCUUACAUGCUGAAGCCUAAGAAAAAGUACUACAAACAUAUGAAUUACGGUAUGCAUCUAGUUGAUAAGAUGAGCAUGCUGUACAACGCAUCCAGAAAUUCAAGAAGAAGGCCUCUUACUGAAUUUUAUGAUUUGCUGUACCUUGAUGCCUUCAAUUCACUCUGCAUUUAUACAACAAACCAAAACUAA